Messenger RNA from Varroa destructor (honeybee mite), 2531 nucleotides. RefSeq names its product BOS complex subunit TMEM147. Lineage: Eukaryota; Metazoa; Arthropoda; Arachnida; Mesostigmata; Varroidae. The record is from RefSeq and is a predicted model, not a curated record.
AAUCAGCUGAUUCGUGGCCUAGUGUUUUUCUCAAACAGGCUCUAAUUCGCCGUGUACGUUCGUAACAAAUGAUUCCAUGCGACUUUCGUUGGGCUGUGUGCUUGAGCGCCAGCUUCUAGCUAACAUUCAUUUGUUACGUUGUAAUAUGCUGUCUGGCCAUUGUGGAUCUUGUCCGUGCUAAUUGUUGCCAAUGUAAAGUGCUGGCUUGUUCGCAGUUGACGUUAGCAUUGUAUCAUGACUUCCUUAUGCCGCUGGAAUCACGCCACAAUGCGAAGUGCGGGAAAUGCGAAUAAAAAUCUAUGCAAUUAUAGGCUCAAGUAAAGACACUACUUAAAAAAUCUACUGCGUUGAGGUGAACGAAAGUAGCGAGCUGAAAUAGAGAGUUCUGUUUGACGGUCAGCGAAUUCCCCAGUAGUAGUUUAUAGUUACCGGCUUACUGAAGUCGGGACCAGUGCACCCUUCGACCAAUAGAGAGGCUCGCAUAAACUGUUGGCGACUUAUCAGAAUCAACCGAAGCCAAAAUGACGUUAAUGCAUCUCGUGAACUGCGUGGCGUUAGCCUACGUUCCGUUUAUGUUAACCUAUCGACUAUCAGGUUUAUCUGAUCAUGGCGCAUUCUGGAAGUGCGCCCAGUCUGCUGGAUAUUAUACAGUCUGCCAACUAGGCAAAAUGCUCUUUCUCGCCACAUUUGUUGUGGACUCGGUGCCGCUUUACGGAGAAGCGUUAAAACAUUCACUCGACAUUCUUGAUCUGAUUGUCAUGCAUGCGGCUAUGAAUCGUAUCGGUGUUUCUGGUGAUCUUCGUUUCUUGGUGACUGGUUUUGGAUGGGCGACGGCAGAGCUUAUCUGCACUCGGCUAGUCCCGUUCUGGAUUGGUGCUCGAGGAGUGGAAUUUUCAUGGAAGUAUGUUCAACUCGCGUUGGAAUCAAACAUUUCUCUCGCCCUACAUUUAUCUACCGCUAUGCUUCUCUCACAGUGGAAGGCUUCUGGAUCUGGUAACCGGUCACGCGUUCUUACCAUCAUCUUGUUAGCCCUUUGUUACCGUGCUGCCCUAUUUGACAUGGUAGGAACGUUCGAUGCCUGGACGUUGCUGGGGGUCAAGGCUGCACUUGGGACCGUGGUUGGACUCGGGUCACUCCGCUACACCCUAACCAAUAAUCAUAAAGGAUACAGUAACGUCUUCCAUUGAAGUAUAAGAUCGAAACAAGUACAUACAAAUCAAAUGAAGAUUUUUUAUGAUCCAGUCGUGAUUCAACCGCAGGAACUUUCUAUUCGCUGUGCUUUCUAGUGUGAAGUUGUUAAGUUAUACACAGUUAAAGAUGAUGAUACGAGAUACGUGCUGGCCAUUUCAAUAUUAACCCAACUGCGAAGGACUAGGAAACUGGUCCACUUUCCGUAGUUAGAAUUUGCAAGAAAAUAGCGCUAUCACAUGGUUGAGAUUCUUAGUCUAUUCAUUCCAAACAAUUAGUUAACCAGCAGCAAUUAUACGGAUUGUGUCCCAGUGAAUCCCUAAAUUUUUUGGGCUACGAGUUAUGCAUUGACUCUGAGUACACGCUCAUCUUGGGGCCUUUAAAUCCAUACGGACAACCCAACUACUUACAAAGGGAGGAGGAAAGAACGCUUUCUAAUUCCGGUGUGUCAUUUACUGACGACCUUAGUUUUAAUCCAAUUAAUUAGACCAAAAUGCUCACUAGCAGUCACAAACGUACACUGUUUCCUAAAGAUAUGCGAAGCCAAAUAGGUGACUUUUCGGUAAUCAUUUUUGGAAGAGACCUUUUCUUUAAUACUACUUGCACAUUCUGCCCAUACCUAACAUCGCUAUACAUCGUGAUGCGCAUAUUAAUCUAUAAUUAGGAUAUCCUAAAAAAUAGAUACCGCUUCAAGGUUCACUGAAAUAAUGUAAGCUCUUUCCUCUUUAUUGAAUAUUGAGGCUUGUUAAUCGUCCUGACAAGUGCCGAAACAAAAAGAAUGAUUAUGAAUAUAUUUAAUUGCUUUAUAUAAUCAGAAUCGAAACAGACGUUAAACAUUGCAACUUUACUCAAUCGCAUUAAACAUAUGUAAAAAAAGGUAUGCAUUCUAUUAUUAUUAUAAUUUUGAGUGAUAAGUUUAAGAAACAAGAAAAUGAUUCUUCCGUUGGCUCUUCUAGUGUUUAUGUAUUUUGCCACUGGUUAUUUUAAUUAUAAAAGAAAUUCAUCACUAGACAAGAUAUAGGCUUUAAGUGAAGGCAAUGAUAACAUACAAUAACAACACCAGCUCGGCAAGAAAGCGGUAAAUGUACAUUUGGCGUAUAUUUUAUAAAGUGACUUUUAGCAUUAAUGAACAAAAUUAUAUAAAAACAAAUUCUGGAGCGGAAGUUAACUAGUGGCAACAAGCGAAGGAACAUGAGAACAAUACAUAUAAUAUUUAUCACCACUGUAAGUGUGAAAAAACAUAACUGAAAAUAAACAGCUAUAUAAAAUAUAAAGUAGACAAAUUGCUGUUGUGCAGUUGCCAGUUCUACUUCACAUAGAUUCGGCUACCAAAACCAAGUGAC